This is a messenger RNA of Phacochoerus africanus (Common warthog), 2037 nucleotides long. It is a transcript of the gene C2H18orf63, whose product is annotated as chromosome 2 C18orf63 homolog. Bases 1 to 2037 code for a protein of 678 amino acids. Lineage: Eukaryota; Metazoa; Chordata; Mammalia; Artiodactyla; Suidae. The transcript is spliced from 12 exons. The record is from RefSeq and is a predicted model, not a curated record.
AUGGAUGAUUCUAGGCAGCAAGCACUGUUCUUCACCACACUCCCAGAUUUACAGAAACUCUGUGCUGUCAGGAUAGUAUUGAUUAAGGGGGUGGCAGAUACAGAGAUUAGGAGUACACAGGUGAAGAUAUGCAGGCAAUUGCUGUUUUUGCACCAAGAUAUUCUUACAUCACCUGUACCUGGAAUAUUUACCCAAAUUUGGGUGGUGAUGGCGAUACCAUUUUAUCAAGCUGGAAAACUUAAUGCCUGUAUUGAAAAAUAUGGAGCUAAGGUGGAAACUCCACAACGGGUAAUUCCUGUAAUUCUUCAAAACUGCCUUUCAUAUUCACUCAUGGCUAGACUUUCUCCAGCCUGGAAUAAAACUGGCCAUCUCUUGGUGCAAGGAAGAGAGUUUCUUUCUCAGAUGGGAAAGCAAAGAGCUGUUGUAUUAGGCAUCAAUGUAACAGAAACUCAAGUUUGUCUAAGUAUAGAAGCUUACACAAUCAGACUGCCACCACCUCAGCUGAGAGAAUUUGGUAUUUCUCAGAAUAUUAUAAAGGAUUUUGAAACUAACAGGAAUGCUGUUAUUGAGGGACAUUUGAUUUUAAACAACUGGUGCUACGUUUUGCCAAGUAUGAAAAUGGGACAAAUAGUAAAUAUUCUUCACACCAUACCCCCUGACUGUCCUUUUCACUCAUAUGAAGAUUUCCGGAAGCACUGGGAAGACCUGUAUGGCUAUAAACUUCCAGUAGAUUGUGGAACUACCAAAAUAUACUGCAGCAUCUACUUCAAAAUGAUAGGAGAAAGGAUCUUCACAUACCCUCUCAGUUGCAUCAGAAGUCAGCCCAUACAAUUUUUUCCAAGGGUAGAUGUGGAAGGUGUUUUGAAAAGUUUUCUUUCAGAUUUAAAAUCUAAACUGCCCCAUAUAUGUGGAUUUCCCAUAAAGAUGACAACUAAACCAUGCUACCACACACAAGAACUAACUAAACUGCAUCUGCAGGAAAACAAAGUCAGGCCGCCCAAUCUAACCACUAAACAAAAGUUCAGGUCCUCUCUGGCUCAGGCACCUUCCAUAAGAUCCGCCCCAGCUCAAAGUCUUCGACAGUGUUCAGUAGCCAUGCACCACAAGGUGGAGCUUUCGGUCAGCCAGCCAAAGCCCUGCGUGUCCUCAGCUUUGCACCUCCAGGGAGAAUCUGUUCAAAGCAGAAAGAAAUCCCUGUCUGAUAAGGCAGCACAAGUACAUUUGGAAGUACCAAAGCUCAACAGAGGAAAUACUCCAAUGCAAGACAUAAAUGUUGGCUCCCGACAUAAUAUUGCUCCUAAAUUCAUACCAGUUUUCAAAAAUCAACCAAUACAAAUGAACAAAAAUAUCUUAAAACCCGAGAACCUGAAAAGAAAACAGCAUAUUGUUAUAGAACCUAAGUUGUUUUCACUCAAAACUAGUGUGAUCCAGGAUGACAAACUGAAUUUAGAUCCAGUUAUAAAAAAAAGAUGUAAUCGCAGCAUUCAGAUGACUGCUAGAAAUGUAAAUCCAAAGACUUCUAGAUCUCUGCAAGAAAAAAACACUGAGUCCUAUGAAAACACUGAGUCCUAUGCUUCUAGUGUAAAAUCAUUGCCUGUGAGUUUAAAUGAAAGUAAACAACUAUCUAAUAGUUCAGUAUUUCAGGUGUCAAAUAAUAAUUUAGGUGUAAUAAAAAGUGCUGUUGACUUCCAAGCAACUGGAAAAGAAAAUUUGACAAGCAAAUAUAAAACACAAAUCUUAAGGAAAGGCCACAAUUCACUAAAAGUGAAAAGGCAACCAUACAUUUUUGAAUCAGACACAGAAACAGAAGAUCCCCAACUGCUACAUCAACAAGCAGUUGAUGAUGUAAGUAACCACCAAUUAAUAGUAAGCAGAAUACCCCACAGGUCUAAAAGAGAAUUAUGUCAGGAAUCUUCAAAAACUCCAAAGAGGCCUCAUUCUACUACUAUCCGUCAUGGACAAUCCAAUUCUAGGAACCAGAUACGUAACUUGGACAAAUCAAAACCUAAGAAAUCUCUCAUCAUUUCUAAAGCUUAG